This is a messenger RNA of Melampsora larici-populina 98AG31, 558 nucleotides long. RefSeq lists its product as uncharacterized. The transcript has a single exon. The coding region runs from base 1 to 558 and encodes 185 amino acids. The record is from RefSeq and is a predicted model, not a curated record. Lineage: Eukaryota; Fungi; Basidiomycota; Pucciniomycetes; Pucciniales; Melampsoraceae.
AUGAUUCCAAUCUUCUUAUUGCAACUGGAGGCUAAUCUGUUGAAAAAAGUCCACCUGGAUGGGAUCACCCGCAAAUUGAAGGGAACCCAUUUGAUUGGAACCCAUAAAUCACCCCCCCAUGAUAUUCAGAGGGAUCUUCAGCCACAUGGAGAAAGAUUGAAGAAGUACCAUUCAACAGAAUAUCAAGAUUUUCCAUCACAUUAUCCACACCCACAUGAAGAAAAAUUGGAGGUAGACCAUGUGGAACAACAUCAAGAUUUCUCAACACAUGAUCAUUUGGACCCCCACAAAGAAAUGGUGGAUGUACAUCAUCUGGAACAACAUCAAGAUUUUUCUGCGCAUAAUUUGCACCCAUAUGAAGAAAAUUUGGAGGUAGACCAUCUGGAACAACAUCAAAAUUUCCAAACACAUGAUUGGGACCUCCAGAACAAAAAAAUGGAGGCAGAUCAUCUGGAACAGCAUGAUUUGGACCCCCAUGAAGGACAUUUCCAGGGGGGGCAUUUGGAAGAACAUAAAGCUUUGAUAAUGUAUGACUUCCAUCCCCAUAAACGUAGGUGA